Messenger RNA from Suillus subaureus, 306 nucleotides. RefSeq lists its product as uncharacterized. The transcript has 5 exons. The record is from RefSeq and is a predicted model, not a curated record. Gene Ontology annotation, biological process: mitochondrial respiratory chain complex I assembly. The coding region runs from base 1 to 306 and encodes 101 amino acids. NCBI's taxonomy places the organism in Eukaryota, Fungi, Basidiomycota, Agaricomycetes, Boletales, Suillaceae.
AUGGCGUCAGGUUUCAGUUACACUGGAGGCCGCUCGCGGUGUUUUGCCUACUGGCAGGAAUUCUCGAAAUGCUACGCUGAAACCGACGCGCCUAGUCAAUGUCGUAUGCAGGCGGAUGAUUACCUAGAGUGCCUCCACCACACGAAAGAGAUUGCGCGUGCAAAGGCUGUGAAGGCCGAAUUUAUUAAACAAGCAGAACAUCAUGCCAAAGAAGGUCGUAAAGUGGCUGAUGUUCUCGCAGACGGUGUGAUUGUCGGAGUGGGGUUGAUACAACGAGACCAAGGCGGGGAAGGCAAGCACAAGUAG